GAUAUGUACCUUAGGGAAGAACCUCAGUUAGAGGGAGGGUUAGAGAGGACGGGUAAGAGCGUGUGUGCGAGUGUUUGAGACAUUUACUCCCUUAACUACUAGGAGACACACACUCCUUCCUGUCUUGACUUAAAAAAAAUAAAUAAACCAAGAGGAUUUUUUUCUUAUUUUAUUUUAAAUUUAAAAAUUCGAACCAACAAGCUUUUCCUUAAGCUCUAUGGGGAUUUAAUUUUUUUUUCCCUGUCUCUGGAAAUCCUAUGUACUGAUCAAUAGACAUUUCCAUCCACACAAGACAUACCUCAUGGAUUUGUACCUUGUUGGAUAUCUAAUGUGCAUGUGCAUGUCCAGUGCUCGGGUGCUUGGAGGCUAUCCCAUCUGGUGGUCCCUGGCCCUGGGGCCACAGUACUCAUCACUGGGCUCGCAGCCCAUCCUGUGCGGCUCCAUCCCUGGCCUGGUGCCCAAACAGCUGCGCUUCUGUCGGAACUACAUCGAGAUCAUGCCCAGUGUCGCGGAGGGCGUCAAACUGGGCAUCCAGGAGUGCCAGCACCAGUUCCGUGGCCGACGCUGGAACUGCACCACCAUAAACGACAACCUGGCCAUCUUUGGCCCCGUGCUGGACAAAGCCACCAGGGAGUCGGCGUUCGUCCACGCGAUCGCCUCUGCUGGCGUGGCCUUCGCGGUGACGCGUUCGUGCGCGGAGGGCACCUCCACCAUGUGUGGCUGUGAUUCUCACCACAAAGGGCCGCCGGGUGAGGGCUGGAAGUGGGGUGGCUGCAGCGAGGAUGCCGAGUUCGGGGUGCUGGUGUCGCGGGAGUUCGCUGACGCCCGGGAGAACCGGCCCGAUGCCCGUUCAGCCAUGAACCGGCACAACAACGAGGCCGGGAGGAUGACCAUCCUGGAGAACAUGCACCUGCGGUGUAAGUGCCACGGCCUGUCGGGCAGUUGCGAGGUGAAGACGUGCUGGUGGGCGCAGCCGGACUUCCGCCUGCUGGGGGACUACCUGAAGGACAAGUACGACAGCGCCUCCGAGAUGGUGGUGGAGAAGCACCGGGAGUCACGCGGCUGGGUGGAGACCCUGCGGGCGAAGUAUGCCUUCUUCAAGCACCCGACGGAGAGGGACCUGGUGUACUACGAGGGCUCGCCCAACUUCUGCGAGCCCAACCCAGAGACGGGCUCAUUCGGCACGCGCGACCGCAACUGCAACGUGUCGUCGCACGGCAUCGAGGGCUGCGACCUUCUGUGCUGCGGCCGUGGACACAACACCCGCACGGAGAAGCGCAAGGAGAAGUGCCACUGCAUCUUCCACUGGUGCUGCUACGUCAGCUGCCAGGAGUGUGUACGAGUGUACGAUGUGCACACGUGCAAAUGAGGGGCGGGGCGUUGGGGGAUAUCGGACAGAGAGGGUACAAGAGACAGAGAAAUAGAGGACUGAGUAUGCAGACACACACACACACACAGUGGGUAGCGGCACUUCUGGACUAGAACGUUCUUCAUUGACUACCAAUCCCUUCUCACAGGAGCAAAGGCUCAUGGGAAAAUCACAAUUACCAGUGUGAUUACCAUUUCCAUUUCAGCUGCAUUCCUUUUUUAUUUAUUUCAGUCGGUGAGUCACACAAAAGAGACGUGUGAAAGAGUGUGUAGGGCAUUACCCGAGCCCUUGAUGUCUUCUGGUAUCGGAUAGACUCUGCCUGUCAUAAUAGCUCUCUGAUCAUCUCUCCACAAGGCCCGGCAGCUGAAACCCUAUCUGCCCAACGCGCUCUCACACGACGCACACA
Messenger RNA from Electrophorus electricus (electric eel), 1775 nucleotides. It is a transcript of the gene wnt3, whose product is annotated as wingless-type MMTV integration site family, member 3. Gene Ontology annotation, molecular function: frizzled binding; cytokine activity. Gene Ontology annotation, biological process: neuron differentiation; multicellular organism development; cell fate commitment. Gene Ontology annotation, cellular component: extracellular region. Lineage: Eukaryota; Metazoa; Chordata; Actinopteri; Gymnotiformes; Gymnotidae. The record is from RefSeq and is a predicted model, not a curated record.